Callorhinchus milii (elephant shark) is the source of this 2204-nucleotide messenger RNA. RefSeq names its product SHQ1, H/ACA ribonucleoprotein assembly factor (gene shq1). Gene Ontology annotation, biological process: box H/ACA snoRNP assembly. Gene Ontology annotation, cellular component: nucleoplasm; cytoplasm. The coding region runs from base 121 to 2001 and encodes 626 amino acids. NCBI's taxonomy places the organism in Eukaryota, Metazoa, Chordata, Chondrichthyes, Chimaeriformes, Callorhinchidae. The transcript has 12 exons. The record is from RefSeq and is a predicted model, not a curated record.
AGCCGCGAGACCGGGAGCAGCUUCAAACCCACCGCGCGCGGCAACGGCAACGGUCACCCCCGCGGGUAACAGUCAUACCAGAUUUUGUGGAGUUUCUUUUAACGUCCACCCGGAAUAAUUAUGAUCACCCCGGCCUUUGAAUUAAGCCAAGACCCUGAUUUCCUCACCAUCAGCAUCCGCGUCCCAUACGCAAGAGUUGCAGAAGUUGACCUAUACAUUGACGGAGAAGACUUCAAAUUUUAUGCCAAGCCAUACUUCCUGAGAUUGACUCUUCCAGGGAAGAUUGUGGAAGAUGGCAGAGAAAAGGCUUUGUACGAUUCUGAUAAAGGAAAUUUUACUGUAAAGGUUCCUAAAGUCGUUGCGGGAGAAUAUUUUGAGGGGUUGGAUAUGUUGACUGCAUUGUUGGCGCCAAAAGGGUCAAGAUCUGCCAAACCGUUGGUGGAAGAGCUGGGAGGCACUGCCGAUCAUGAUGUUGAAGAGGACGAGGAUGAAUUUGACUGGGAAAUUGAGCAAAGUCCGUUCGUGGACUUGGAAGAAAACAUUGCUAGUUCAGGCUGUCCUUAUGGCUUUGGAAACCUGCGAUGGGGGGUUUUCAAGAGGCUGCAGAAUGAGCUGAGCGAUGUUAUCGAUCUAAAGGAACCAGACAGCACCACAUGGGAGGAACGUCGGCAACUAAGGCUGGCUGCCGAAGAGGCCAAGUUCGAUUCCGAUCAUUAUCUGGCUGACCUGUUCGAGGACGACACCAUUCAGCACCUGCUGAAAUACAAAGCCUGGUGGGCCGAUGCUCAUCCGGCAAAGCAGACACCAAAUCGACCCCAGAAUGAACACAAGGACGCUUCUAAACGAGCAAAAGAAUUUGUCGUUUUCUAUGAAGAUGAAAAGCAACAGCUGAGAAAGUUCCCCAACAAAGAUUAUCUGUUAGAAAAGAAGUCUUGCAGUCAAGCUUACCUCAGCCUGGUCGACAUAAUCCUUGCUUACACUUACGAAGUCCGCUGUACAGAAGGGGAGAUCAAUACCGAAUCUCCGUGGAACAUUCGAAAACUGAGUUCCACUCUUUGUUGGCUCGGAACUUAUCAUUCUCUUCAGGAAAUGCUCGUAUCCUUCAGUAGAAGAGUCCUGUGUUAUCCACUCUACAGACAUUUCCAGUUGGCCCUAAAAGCCAUUGACGAUGCAGCGUUGAUAUUUCAAUUAGGUAAGCCUGCGGUACUCAAGUGCCUCCUGGGUAUCCACGAGAUCUUCAGAGAGAAUGACCCUGCGUACAUCCUUAAUGAUCUGUACAUAACAGACUACUGCAUUUGGAUUCAGAGAACCAAGUCAGAGAAGCUCACGUACUUGGCUGAAUCGUUGCAAAACGCCAGAGUCACGAAGACUGAUUUGGACUUGGAGCUGGAGGAAUUGGAGAAAGCGGCGUAUUUAGUCCAGGAGGAAGAAGGAGACACAAGGAGAGCAGGUCACAGUGUUCCUCUGGAGCUGCAAUCAGCAAGCGAGACAGGAGAUGACAGCAGUGAGGAGGCGAGCAGUUCAUCCUGUGAAUCAGAAGCCAGCGAUUCAGCUGAAGAGGACAGCUACAGUUGUCAAAGUGCAGAGGAGGUUUGCCUAAAAGGGCUGCCUCGUGCAGCUGGAGCUGAGCAGCUAACUGCAGUGAAUAAUCCGACGCGAAGUAAAGACGCUGGCCAUGCGGACGGUGAAUCGCACGCAGGUAUACGCACGCUGACAGAGACAGGCUCGGCUCAAUCCACCCCAGGUAAACUGAUAGAAGAGCUGGCAGAUCAGUUACAGUCAGCCAGGCUCUCAGAACGCUUUGAAGACUCCACGAGUGAGCAUUCGAGUGCCUCACAACACAGAGCAGCUGUAGCAGAGCUGCCUCAUCAAAGUCUGGCACGUCACCAGCAUCCAGAGAUAACCUCGCAGCAGAAUUUCCUGGAGGUGUCUCCACGGAGCAAUUGCCUGCUGGUCGUUGCAAGUCCUGAUAGUGCAGACGGUUUUACAAAUCCGCCGUAAAUAACUCCCAGGUUGUUUGCAAGGAAAGGAACGAUCUGUUGUGGACACCACUUGAAACCCGAGGCACUUGUUAAAUUGAACUCACUGUGUAAACAAUUUUAAUUUCUGUUUUUUUAAAAGAUAGUUUUUUUAAACAGCUUUUUACUGGAUAACGUGUGUUAUGUUUUAUAUAUUUUUCUGCAAGGCUUUAAAAAUAAAGUCUG